CUAACGCUGAGUCUUACUGGUGAAUCAUCUAUCUAAGUGGUCCACUCACUCGUUUGCCCUUCAAUACAUUUACCUGCGCCGUGUCUCACAGUGCUCCUAGGCUAACUUAGCAAAUCACGCCCGUUAUGGAGACGUCGGGCAUCAUGUGGGCGUCGACGUCUGUCAUCACUUUCGUGGUGAUGGUGACUGCCACGCUCUACCUGUACAACUAUCUGCUAAGGAAGAACAGAAGGUUCGCUUGGGGCUCCCUCGGCCGGGAUGUGGUCGUCCUGCACAGCACUCCCCGCGGCCGCUUUGCUCCCAACAUGUCUCCCUUCGUCAUCAAACUGGAGACCUUCCUGCGGAUGGCAAAGAUACCCUAUAAGGUGGACUUCGAGGAGCCUUUCGGGCCCAAGGGGAAGACCCCCUGGAUCACACUCAACGGCGAGGAACUCACGGACUCCCAGCUCGUGAUGGCGGAACUCACGCGUCGCUACGAACUCACUGACAAGCUUAGCGUCGAGCAGCAGGCGGUUGCGAGAGCGCUUACCGUGAUGGUCGACGAGCACCUCAUCUGGGGACUGCGUGUGUGGAGGUACGACGUGGACCGCGGGCAGGGCUUCUCCGAGUGCAUGAGCAACGUGCCCUUCUACUACAAGUGGCUCGUUCCAAUUCAGUGCUGGCGCAUGCGUAACGCGCUGUGGCAUCAGGGUAUGGGAAGGCAUACGUACCAAGAAGUCAAGAACAUAGUCAAACAAGACUUGGCGGCGAUCGCUGGUUGUUUGGGUGACAGAUCAUUUUUAUUCGGAGAUGAGCCUUGCCAAGCGGACUGUGCUGUAUUCGCUCACCUGGUUAACAUUCUCUACAAUUACCAGCGCUCACCAUUCUACGCCAUGGUGACAAAUGAUUUCCCAAAGCUCAGUGAAUAUGUGUCGAGGGUGAGGGCGAAACUUUGGCCGAACUGGUACCUCCUCCUCGACCCGGCACAGCCUCAGCGCCGUCUAAGUACUUAAGGACUACUUAGAUUAAGAUAUAAGUGUGGAAAAAAGUCUGUUAAACUCCGAGAGGCAUGGCAGUAUGUUAUCUGACGAAAAUAAAUAUCAAAUUCCUUUCUUAGAUUGUUCUAAUAGGGUUUCAACUCUGACACUUCAUUGUUUUCAAUUAAUACUCAUUUGAUUCUCUCAUUAAUUACUUAACGCAAACAUUUAAGGUAUUUACGCAUCAUAGAAUAAGCACAGGUGUUCCAUUCUGGCUCCUACUCACAGCUGAUCAUUAUAUGCUCCUGCAGUUCAUGGUUGGGAAUGUUCUGUUGCAAUAUUUUAGAUCUUUUAUUUGAUAGUACUUUAGUUAUAACGUCAUUUGACCAUC
Messenger RNA from Penaeus indicus, 1347 nucleotides. Its product is annotated as failed axon connections homolog. NCBI's taxonomy places the organism in Eukaryota, Metazoa, Arthropoda, Malacostraca, Decapoda, Penaeidae. Gene Ontology annotation, cellular component: cytoplasm. The record is from RefSeq and is a predicted model, not a curated record. The transcript has 7 exons. The coding region runs from base 126 to 992 and encodes 288 amino acids.